This is a messenger RNA of Amborella trichopoda, 1135 nucleotides long. Its product is annotated as transcription factor bHLH71. Gene Ontology annotation, biological process: regulation of transcription by RNA polymerase II. Gene Ontology annotation, molecular function: DNA-binding transcription factor activity, RNA polymerase II-specific; protein dimerization activity; RNA polymerase II cis-regulatory region sequence-specific DNA binding. The record is from RefSeq and is a predicted model, not a curated record. Lineage: Eukaryota; Viridiplantae; Streptophyta; Magnoliopsida; Amborellales; Amborellaceae.
UUCCCAUUUCCACAUUUAGGAAAGGAAAAGUUUAUCAUAUGCCAGUGUGUGUAUGGUCUUUCGUACACCAUGGGGAGCCCUCCAUUCUUGGAUGGGCAGUGGAGAUUAACCUACUGGUGAACAACUAUUGUCAGGAACUUCAGUUAAUCUCAACCGCCAGUCACUGCUAACGAUCGGUGGAUGCUUCUCUAGUGUAUCAUAUACCAAUAAUGAUACACAUUGGCAUUAUUACAUCCCAAUAAAAAGGGCAAUGGCCCAACAUAAUAGCAGUUUUAUCCCUUUCUUUCCAAUGUUGAAAGACAUGGGCGUCAGUUUUCGGCCGGAGAAAAGGAGGAGGAGGAAGAGGGAGAUGAAUAUGGAAGAGGAGGAGAGGCAGAGGAUUAUGCACAUUCAAGUGGAGCGUAACAGAAGGAAGCUUAUGACCCACCAUCUCUCUAUCCUUGCUUCCCUUCUACCCCCUCACCACAUUAGAAAGAGGGACCAGGCAUCGAUUAUCGGCGGAGCAAUUGAUUUUAUAAAGGAGCUAGAGCAGCUUCUACAGUCCCUCGAAGCUCAAAAGCAAAUAAUGCUUCAGCCUCCUCCACCCUCUGCUAAUUACUUGUUAGAAUUGAAGGCACAAGAGAGAGGAAAUAGUCUUGUCAGUGAUAGUAAUAGGUUUGAGGAGGAGGGAGCUGGUUCAAAGGUGGAGGUAACAUUGAUCGAGAGUCAUGCAAACAUUAGGAUUGUGUGUCCAUGGAGGCCCAACCAGCUCUCGAAGAUGGUCCUCGGAUUUCACAAGCUGUGCCUCUCCAUUUUGCACAUGAACGUCACCUCUAUGCGUCCUAUGGUCUUCUACUCCUUCAGUACUAAGGUUGAAGAAGAUAGCAAGCUGAUGUCAGGGGAGGAAAUAGCAGGAGCUGUUGAUCACAUGGUCAGCACAUUACACGGGAAGGAAUCCUUUCCAAAGUGAGACAAGCGAUCUCGAGAGAGAAGGACGGGGUCCAUUGCAUUAAAUAAGAAGGAAGACUGAUAGCAAAUAGAGAAGCGUUCAUUUACUAUACUACUUUUUAGGGAGAUGUGAAGUUUUAUUGAAAUGAGAAUCGUAAAGUCCUGUUUCUUUUUCCUCGUAAAUGUGGAAGGACUAAAAAUGGAAAGU